UGCGGUGCAGUCUCCUUCAGCUCGCCCUCCAACCGGUGACGCCUCCUUCGGCCGUGCGGUGUGAGGAACAUCUCUUUUAAAGUCACUUUUAGUAUCCUGCUAGCUCCAUCUUCUACCGAAAUAAUGGCUGUGCCUCCCUCAUAUGGUGAUCUGGGCAAGUCUGCCAAGGACAUCUUCAACAAAGGCUAUGGAUUUGGCUUGGUGAAGCUUGAUGUCAAGACAAAGUCAGACAGUGGAGUGGAAUUCAAAACAUCUGGUUCCUCCAACACUGAUACCAGCAAAGUUGCAGGCAGCCUGGAAACUAAAUACAAGAGGUCAGAAUAUGGCCUGACCUUCACUGAGAAGUGGAACACCGACAACACCCUGGGAACAGAAAUCACAGUUGAAGAUCAGAUUGCCAAGGGACUGAAGUUGACUUUUGAUACAACCUUCUCACCAAACACUGGCAAGAAGAGUGGCAAAGUUAAGACCGCCUACAAACGUGAGUUCGUCAACUUGGGCUGUGAUGUCGACUUUGACUUCGCUGGCCCCACCAUCCACGGAGCUGCCGUUGUUGGCUACGAGGGAUGGCUCGCUGGUUACCAGAUGACCUUUGACACUGCCAAAUCCAAGAUGACCCAGAACAACUUUGCUAUUGGCUACAAGACAGGAGACUUCCAGUUGCAUACCAAUGUCAAUGAUGGAUCUGAGUUUGGAGGCUCCAUUUACCAGAAGGUGAGCGACAAGCUGGAGACAGCAGUCAACCUGGCAUGGACCGCUGGUAGCAACAGCACACGCUUCGGCAUUGCAGCCAAAUACCAGCUGGACAAGGACGCCUCCGUCAGUGCUAAAGUGAACAACAAUAGCCUUGUUGGUGUUGGAUACACCCAGACUCUUAGACCAGGUGUGAAACUCACCCUGUCUGGCCUGGUCGACGGCAAGAACAUCAACGCUGGAGGCCACAAGCUGGGUCUGGGUUUGGAACUGGAAGCCUAAGUUUUCGUCAUACUGCAAGGGACUAGGGAAUAUCAGAAGAAUCUGGCCUUAAAUGUAUUUCCAACCAGCAAGGGGAUAUCUUGGAGAGAUUGGUUCAAAGGCUACAACAACAAACUGAGCACCACUUUAAGCUGGUGUGUUUGUCAUUGGUACAUUUUACCUCUGUUGCUUUUUACUUUGUAGUUGCAUCUGUUCAGGAGUCAGUUGUUGGCAUAUUAUUUAUAAAUUAUGUCAUUGUUCCUGUCCAGCACUGCCAUAAUAAUGAAAUCAAUACAAUCCCAUUGCCUGUCACCAACUCUGUGUGGCUUUUUUGUGAUAAUCCAAGACACUCCCGUUUUGUUUUGUUUCAUCAGUUACGGUUUUGUGUGGUGAGCGUGGUCAUACCUUCUCUCUGACUUUACAAUCACUGAUCAUCUGAUAUUCCUUUGUCAUCCAAACAGUUUUUAUUUACAAACCUCAUUAAGUACACUAGACUACUUCUGCUAUUAUUUAAAUACUGCUGCAACCUUCCUGUUCAUGCACACAAGGACAAGCUAAAGCUCUGUAUGUUUUGUUUUGUGUCGGCCAUCAGGGUUUGUGAUGUUCUGUUAAAGAUGUACACGUGACCUUCCCUUAAACUGGGCAGUUUUUGGGUAGCUUAAAGUUGGGUCUGUAAGUUUGAGAGGAACCCUUAUACCUGGCCGACCAAGCAGAAUUAGUUUUUGUUCAUUCUGUACUAACAGACAACUGGGGGGCACAUAAUUAUUGUUCACAGAAAUGCCAAACGAUCAUGUCCGGAAGAAGUGUAACUAAAAGUUACAUGUGUGCACUCUCAAAAGUGCUUCCCUGUACUGGGCAGAGACAGAGUCCACAGGAAGUUUUGGAGGUCCUUAAUGUGUAUGUAUAAAUUUUCAAUAAAGUCUUUGAACUCCA
This is a messenger RNA of Scomber japonicus (chub mackerel), 1887 nucleotides long. RefSeq names its product voltage-dependent anion channel 2 (gene vdac2). NCBI's taxonomy places the organism in Eukaryota, Metazoa, Chordata, Actinopteri, Scombriformes, Scombridae. Gene Ontology annotation, cellular component: mitochondrial outer membrane. The transcript is spliced from 9 exons. The coding region runs from base 124 to 975 and encodes 283 amino acids. Gene Ontology annotation, biological process: monoatomic anion transmembrane transport. Gene Ontology annotation, molecular function: voltage-gated monoatomic anion channel activity. The record is from RefSeq and is a predicted model, not a curated record.